Molecule: messenger RNA, 3344 nt
Organism: Astyanax mexicanus (Mexican tetra)
Lineage: Eukaryota; Metazoa; Chordata; Actinopteri; Characiformes; Acestrorhamphidae
Gene: kcnj14
Product: potassium inwardly rectifying channel subfamily J member 14
Exons: 3
Coding region: 322-1986 (554 amino acids)
Biological process (GO): regulation of monoatomic ion transmembrane transport; potassium ion import across plasma membrane
Cellular component (GO): plasma membrane
Molecular function (GO): inward rectifier potassium channel activity
Source: RefSeq, a predicted model, not a curated record
CAUCUUUGGAAGCUCUGGUUUGUUUGGGAUGACUUUUAUAGUGUUUGGGCCACAGGCGCUUUUGGUCUCCCAGGAUUUGAAUCUCCUAGUCAAUAAACAAGACUUUGGAAAGAGAUUUUGAAAAGUAAAGAAACAUUGUAUGAACCUACUCACCAAAGUUUUUCCAUCUUACAGCUUUUUAAAACUGGAUUAACCCUCAAAAAAGGGGAUUCAUGACUUCAAGUAUGUGUACAUGUGUAUGUGUGUACUUGUGUUUAUAUGUAGCUACCAGCUCUAUUCUUUCGUCUGCAUAGACACUCAUUCACCCUGAAGUCUCCAGUUAUGGGAGCUGCUCGGGUCAAGCGGCGCUUCAGCGCAGUGGUGGAUACGCCCCUUGACGAAGAGGAGGUCAUGAGGCUAGCUCAGAGUGAUGAUGUCACAGGAGCCUGUGGUGGGGGUCCCCCAUCUCCAACUUGUAAUGGCAAACUGCUCAACUUGCACCACGGCAAUGGAGGAGGAGCACCAGGGAGGAGUGGUGAGGGUGAUGAGGAGGAGGAUGAUGAUGAAGAUGAUGAUGAAUGUGAUGAAGCAAUCAGUGGAAGGAGGGGAGGAGGAGGGAAAGGAGGCCGUGGCCCGGCACUCGGGGGUGCUGGCAGGCGGGAAGGGGGGUGGCAGCGAGCCCAGGGGAGUUGUUCCCCAUCUCCUUCCCCUUCGCCCUCCCUGUGUCUCCCAGGCCACCGCCGCCGCCGGCCCCGUGGGCGCUUUGUGGGCAAGGACGGCCGCUGCAACGUCACCUUCGUCAACAUGAGCGACAGGGGCCAGCGCUACCUCACUGACCUCUUCACCACAUGUGUGGACAUCCGCUGGCGCUGGAUGCUGGUGGUCUUCACCCUCUCCUUCCUGCUCUCCUGGUUGCUUUUUGGUUUCACCUUCUGGCUCAUCGCUGCUGCACAUGGGGACCUAACAGUGCGGCCAUCAUCAUCCUCCUCCUCCACAGCCACUUCUUCCUCUUCUUCUUCUUCUUCUCAGUCAACCUCACUGGACUCUAAAGUGGAGCAUUCUAGUGCACCAGUAGUAAAUCCUGAGGAACACUGCUUUCAGCAGGUAAACAGCUUCAUGGCUGCUUUCCUAUUCUCUCUGGAGACUCAAACCUCUAUAGGCUACGGUUUCCGCAGUGUGACGGAGGCCUGCCCCCUGGCGGUGCUGGCUGUCGUCUUGCAGUGCAUUGUGGGCUGCAUCAUCGACGCUUUCAUCAUCGGGGCGGUCAUGGCCAAGAUAGCCAAGCCCAAAAAGCGCAACGAGACACUGGUGUUCUCGGAUGUGGCCGUGGUGGCGAUGAGGGACGGGAAGCUCUGCAUGAUGUGGCGUGUGGGAAACAUGCGCAAGAGCCACCUGGUGGAGGCCCAUGUCCGAGCACAGCUACUGAAGCCAAGGUUGACCCCAGAGGGGGAGUUCCUACCUUUAGACCAUGUGGACAUCAAUGUAGGCUUCGACACAGGGACUGACCGAAUCUUCCUGGUGUCUCCGGUGACCAUCGUGCACGAGAUUGAUGAGGAGAGCCCGUUCUUUGAGAUGGACCGGCGGAAACUGGAGUCUGAUGAGGAGCUGGAGGUUGUGGUCAUUCUGGAGGGCAUGGUUGAAGCCACGGCCAUGACCACACAGUGCCGCUCUUCUUACCUGGCUUCUGAGAUACUUUGGGGUCACCGCUUUGAGCCUGUGCUCUUCGAAAAGAAAAACUGCUACCAGGUGGACUACUCGUACUUCAACAGGACUUAUGAGGUUCCAGACACGCCGUGCAGCAGCGCUAAAGAUCUGUCGGAGAAAAAAUACAUCCUGGGCUCCCGUUCCUCUUUCUGCUACGAGAACGAAGUGGCAUUGCAGCUCUCCUCGUCUGCUCCUCCCUCCCCCAGCAAAAUCUCUCCAUCCCCCUCUCCCUCUCCUUCACCCACACUCCCCACACCCCCACCCCGGCGCGGCUCCCGCAAUGAGCACCCACACACACAUUGAGCCCCCCCAAGUGCCGGGGGCAAAGGGCAUUGGGCACAGGGGAGAAUUAGGGUCAGACAGAGGGAGAGAGAAGAGAGUGAAGUGAGACAGAGGGCAAAGAAAGAGGACAGUUAGAGGUAAUGAUGGGGUUCAAUGAGGACAGAGAGAAAGCCUGAGACAAAGAACGAGAACUUUGACUGGGCAGGCAGUAAAGAAAAGAAUAGGGAUGGGAUUAAUGACAGUGGGUCAUAAUCAGGAGAAUAGGACAAGGAAAGAGAAAAUGGCUGAGAACGGGAAAGGUGGGGGUAGGGUCCUUUCCUUAAGCAUGACUUAAGGAAGCAGGGAUAGAGAGAUGAGCAUGAAUAUCAGAUCAGGACUGAAGCCUAACAGGAACAGCGUGGUGCAGCCCACAUGUAGGAUCAGUCAAUGAAAGUGUACUGAGGAUUAGCGUGAGGCAGAAAUUAAACCCUGCCACGGAACAGGGCAUGGUUGUAGUGGGAAAGGUCAGCAGGAAAGUUGGGGUAAGUAAAGCUCAGGUUAGGAUCUGCAAAAAAACAGAUGAAAAUUAAGUGACCAAAUAUAAAAAACAAAUUUGCCUCCAGAAAAUAAGACAUAGAUUGGACAGAAAGUGUAUGUGCUUGAGAGAGAGAGAGAGAGAGAGAGAGAGAGAGAGAGAGAGAGAGAGAGAAAGGGAGGGAUUGACAGGGCUAUUUUGAGAUGAGGAGGGCUGCAAUGCUGACCCACUUGGCUGAUUGGACCUGGCAAUCUUUCACAAUCAGGGGAAACUGUUCACUGGGUUCUGUUUGUGGCAGAACACCAGCCUGGUUCUGCUCUAGCAAGUACCUAACAGAAACUCAACAGUGAUCCCAUGUGGCAGCAACAAGUAACAACAAGUCAAUGUGGUUCUAAAUUGGUGUAGGCAAAACGCCCAGUAUCAGUAAACCAUUACAAACAAACAUAACAAACACUCACAGUAAGAUGGGAGGGAGAGUGCCAAUGCUUAUGAUACACUCUCUUUAACCACCUUUUGUGCUUUGGUUUUUACGUUUUUUUCUGUCUGUCUGUUUUGCACAGACAUCGGCUACAACCUGAUACAGAAUAUCAGUAACUGGAUUAAUGAACAACCUUCAUUCAGUGAUGAAGUGUAUUGUUUCCAGAAUACUUGUUGCAGGUUCUGUUGUGUCUUCGACUGGAUGUUGGUCUACUUGCUAGAGCUGUUAUAGAGCAAGACACCAUUGGAAAUCUGCUGUACUUGAUGUUUCUGUAUGUACUGUGUGUCAUGAUUAUAUGUCAUUGUUUUUUUUAUUUAAUUACUAUUCCAUAUAUUCAAUACAGAGCAUAUAUAUAUAUAUAUAUAUAUAUAUAUAUAUAUAUAUAUA